ACAAAAAAAUAUUAAGUAACACAGCUGUUUUCAACAUUGAAAAUAAUAAGAAAUGUUUCAUGAGAACCAAAUCAGGAUAUUAGAAUGAUUUCUGAAGAAAGAAGAAUUUCUAAGAAUGUUCUUAGGUGUGUGACUUGAAAAAACGGUACUCAUAGGUCCUCUUUGUUUGAAUCUCUCAGGAGAGGAGUCAGCAGGCAGGUUUUGCUGGGUUAGACAGAAGUUCAUGCAUUACUGCAGCAGUCAGAGGUCAGUGUUUGAGCGCUUUUCACAGAACUAUGACGUUACAGUAAUUACACUGCAGAUCUCAAGCACACUAAACACUCAGCACAUUGGAAAAGAUUAAUCUCUAAUGUGUGAAAAACUCGAAACAUGAAUGUGAAAAACAUGAAAUUUACAAUCAGCACAACUGAAAGUUAAGCUAAACUGCAAAUCAGCCUUCCCAUUGCUCUCUCCUGUUCUCUAUAAUCUCUUUCUCCCCUGGUGAUAAUCGCUGGUGUGUUAGCAGAGUUUAAAAGAUUAGUUUGCGUUAGGGGCUUAGUGUAAGCUAGGAUGCAACACUUCCCAUUUCUUUCCAUCUGUCUCGCUCCGUCUAGAAAACAGGUUCUUGAAAAUAGUCUGUAAACAAUACAUUUGAUGUAAAAAAAUAAAAUAAAAAUAAAAUAAAAAUUGUAUUAUAUAAAUAAUUAGAUAUGAGACAACAGAACAAGUGAUUGCUGAGUGGACAAUGCGUGGAGCACAGAUAUAGACUUUUCUGCAUUGGAGAAGCAUUACCAUCAAAACACCAUGAAACUAGGAGCUCUUCUCCUGCUGCUUCUGGGGUCCAUGCAUAGGGUGUUCACGCAAGUGCCUAUAACUGCAUUUACUGAACGAAGCACUGUGGAGGAAGAUCUAGGAAGUGGUCUGUUAGAGGUGGAACAGGAGGAUGAACUGGGAGACACUUACUGGUCUGGGACAGCCCCGCUUUGUUUUGGAGGGUGUAAGGGCAGACACAGUGAGCUAAAGAGAGACAACUGUGGAGAUUCAGACUGCUGCUGGGUGGGAUACAAAUCCCUCUGUAGAGUGAAUUGUGGAAAACCUGAUGUGGACUUUAACGGGAUGGUGUAUGGGAGUGAUUGGUGGGUGGGUUCUGUGGUGCGGUAUGACUGCAGGCCAGGGUUUGUGUUGGUUGGAGAUCCUGCUCGAGCUUGCCAGUCCAGUGGGAAAUGGACGCCCAAACCGUCCUGCCUCAGAGUGUGUCAUCGUGGCCGGGUUGAGAUCAAUGAGAAGGACAUUGACGGGACGUGUUCAUCCACCUGUCCUGAUGCUAAAAGCUAUGCCGUUCCUCUGAACCAUGAAUGCAGUCGCAUUGAGAACUGCAGGACUAAAGAACCAGGAUGGAAGCGCUGGUUUACACGCUGCAACUACUGCGACUGUGACUGCUUCACUCCCUGUGCUUCUACAGGAUAGAAGACGGUGAAUCUCUUUAUCCUUUUUAUCCUAUGAAGACAUUAUGCUCAUAUGAGUUAUGGAAACAACAGAAUUUGAAUGUAAAGAGACAAGUAUUUUAGUUUGACAUGCAAAACUAAAAAACAUCCCUGAAAAUAUUGGCAUUUUAUGCAUCUGAUUAUCUAUGAAAUUGGAGACUGGUAAUGUACGCUAUUUGAUUGUACCUUAAUUAGUCACAAUUGUUGAAAGAUCAGAGAAACAGUUCCAGCAGUGCUCAGUGAUUUUAUUAGAGUAUUAUACUGUAGAUACAAUGAAAUUAUUAGAUUAUUCUUUUACUUGAUGAUUGAUAGAAGAUGUGGGAUUGAUAUAGAAUCAGAGUGGUCUCAUUUGAAACCACAAGAUACAACUGAUCUAUUUUUAGCCCCAAGUGGUAUAAUUCAUAAUGAAAAUCUCAUUUUUCUUGGGUUGGUAGCAGCCAAUUCCUG
Messenger RNA from Megalobrama amblycephala (Wuchang bream), 1910 nucleotides. RefSeq names its product CUB and sushi domain-containing protein 1. The transcript has 5 exons. Bases 784 to 1446 code for a protein of 220 amino acids. The record is from RefSeq and is a predicted model, not a curated record. Lineage: Eukaryota; Metazoa; Chordata; Actinopteri; Cypriniformes; Xenocyprididae.